CUGACGAGUGGGUAAUUCCGAUCAUCGCCAGCGGGGGUCACAGCCCGUCUUCACUGUUGCGUCUUUGUGCUGGCAUUGAUCUCGUCGACUUCCAUCCCUCCGUGACCCUCCCUCCAUGUCAUGAAUUUGAACCCGUCCACGUAAUCGUGAUACCAUCCGGGGUGCUGCUGCUGCUGCAAGUCCAACCCGAACUACUAUGGCCUCGCAACCAGCGUCGCUGAGGGACCGUCAGGUCGCCUCCAUUCACAAGAUCCUCAACUUGAACCACGAGCCACAGCCGACGGAAGACUCCCACCACGAUGCGUCCGCGCAAGGCCUCAUCUCGACCCCGGUCCUGAACGAGGAUGGCGACCCCAUCUGGAAGGUUCUGGUGUUUGAUAAUAUGGGCAGGGAUGUCAUCAGUAGUGUGCUACGGGUCAAUGACCUCAGAGUUUGGGGAGUUACAAUCCAUUUAGGCAUCAAUUCCACGCGAUACCCAAUCCCCGAUGUCCCCGUUGUCUAUCUUGUCGAGCCUACACCUUCCAACAUCCAGGCGAUCACCAACGAUCUUUCUCGCGGACUCUACUCGCCCGCCUACAUCAACUUCCUCUCCUCCGUACCCAGACCCCUCCUCGAAGACUUUGCGUCCCAGAUAGCAACAACAGGAACCGCGGAGCAUGUUGCACAGGUUUACGACCAGUACCUGAACUUUAUCGUUGCGGAACCGGAUCUUUUCAGUCUGGGACUAGGGAAUGAUGCGUACUGGAAGAUCAACAGCGCGCAAACCAGCGACGACGAUCUAGAUGCGAUUGUCGACAGGAUUGUCAGCGGGCUAUUCAGCGUUAGCGUUACAAUGGGUGCCAUCCCAAUUAUCCGGUGCCCUAAGGGCGGCGCGGCCGAACUAAUAGCAACCAAGCUGGACCGCAAGCUCCGCGAUCAUAUUCUCAACUCGAAAGAUAACCUGUUCUCAAGCAAGAAAUCCACUCCUGGUGUCCCAUCCGCACGACCAGUUCUGAUCAUUGUCGACCGUAACGUGGAUUUGGUGCCGAUGCUCUCUCACUCGUGGACAUACCAAUCUCUGGUGCAAGAUGUGCUACAGAUGCGCCUCAAUCGAAUCACAGUGGAAUCCACCGAUGAAGCAAACCCCGCGAAAGGGGUCACAAAGAGGGCAUACGACCUGAACAGCAACGACUUCUUCUGGAAGCGUAAUGCCGGUGCACCGUUCCCUCAGGUGGCGGAAGACAUCGAUGCGGAGCUUACCCGGUACAAAGAAGAUGCCAACGAGAUCACGAAGAAGACCGGUGCUUCUUCGAUUGAAGAUCUCCAGAAUGACACGAGUGCCUCUGCCCAGCACCUCAAGGCUGCCAUCACACUCCUUCCAGAGCUGCGGGAACGCAAGGCUAUCCUGGACAUGCACAUGAACAUUGCCACCGCCCUGCUCAAGGGCAUCAAAGACCGUCAGCUGGACAACUUCUUCGAACUGGAAGAAAACAUCACCAAGCAGUCUAAGACCCAGAUCAUGGAGCUGAUCAACGACUCCACCAAGGGCAAUGAUCCCCUGGAUAAGCUUCGUCUCUUCAUCAUCUGGUUCCUGAGCACCGAAACGGAGGUCUCCCGCGCCGAGAUGAACCAAUUCGAAGAAGCUCUCACACGCGUUGGAGUCACGGACGUCACUCCACUCGCCUAUGUCAGACAGGUCCGAGAAAUCACUCGUAUGACGAUGAUGACAACUGCAACAUCCGCUCCCCAACAACAAUCUUCUAACCUUUUCCGCGGUUUCUCCUCUCUGUCCAACCAGUUGACCGAUCGCAUCACCUCCGGAGCGCUUGGCGCCAACUUUGACUCGCUCAUCUCGGGCGUCAAGAACUUCCUCCCUGCCAACAAGGACCUGACCCUAACCAAGAUCACCGAAUCGAUCAUGGACCCCACCUCCGCAUCCAGCUCCGCCAUUGCCAAGACCGAGAGCUACCUCUACUUUGAUCCCCGCAGCGCGAACGCCCGAGGUGCCAUGCCCCCGGCCUCUGCAUCACGCAACGCUCAAGGCCAGAGUCUGAACAGCUCCGGGCCAGGCAUGAGCGCCACCUUCGGCCAGCGCCGCCAGGCCUUCAACGAGGCGAUUGUUUUCACCGUUGGCGGUGGCAGCAUGGACGAAUACGGCAACUUGCAAGACUGGGUGAGUCGGACGAGUGGACAACCGGGCGCCGACGGUGCCGGUGCCGCCAGCCGUGGCGCGCAUGGAGUCCCGAAACGGAGAGUCGUGUACGGCAGUACGGACUUGAUGAACGCCAAGGAAUUCCUGACAGAAUCGCUGGCGAAGUUGGGCCGGGAGGGUUGAACCUAGGUGGGUGGAUGGUAGCAAAUAGAAUUUGCCUUCGAGUAUAGUACUUAGUAUAGUUAAUUGAUGCGUAUGAGCUGAUCCUAUCUACGUUCCUGCAUAGCUCAAUAU
Messenger RNA from Aspergillus ibericus CBS 121593, 2425 nucleotides. RefSeq names its product syntaxin-binding protein (gene sly1). Gene Ontology annotation, molecular function: syntaxin binding. Gene Ontology annotation, biological process: intracellular protein transport; endoplasmic reticulum to Golgi vesicle-mediated transport. Lineage: Eukaryota; Fungi; Ascomycota; Eurotiomycetes; Eurotiales; Aspergillaceae. Gene Ontology annotation, cellular component: Golgi membrane; cytosol. The coding region runs from base 197 to 2314 and encodes 705 amino acids. The record is from RefSeq and is a predicted model, not a curated record. The transcript has 4 exons.